UUAUCGAACUGAAGGGGACGGAGCGGGCGCUCUCUCUCUAUUUCUUCACCACCGCUGUUUCUUUCUUUCUUUCCUUCGCUUCCUCUCUCUCUCUCUAUAUCUCUUGGAAUUCGAAGAGAGUGAAAUCUAGGGCUUCAUUUCUUCUUCUUCAGGAGAAAUAAUCUGGGGAUAGCUUGUACAGUAGAAGCAAAAAUCGAAGGGAUCUCAAUUUCUGAUUAAAUAAAGAAGCAACGAGAAGAUGAGCUUGGAUUCGGUCCCUUCGAACGCUCAUGGAAACCUUGAUGAGCAGAUUAAUCAGCUCAUGCAGUGCAAGCCUUUAUCUGAGCAAGAGGUAAGGAUGCUGUGUGAAAAGGCUAAGGAGAUUUUGAUGGAAGAAAGCAACGUUCAGCCGGUUAAAAGUCCUGUUACAAUAUGUGGUGACAUCCAUGGUCAAUUCCAUGAUCUGGCUGAACUUUUUCGAAUUGGAGGAAAGUGUCCAGAUACAAAUUAUUUGUUCAUGGGAGAUUAUGUUGACCGUGGCUAUUACUCAGUUGAAACUGUAACGCUUUUGGUAGCACUGAAGGUGCGCUAUCCUCAACGAAUUACCAUUCUACGAGGAAAUCAUGAAAGUCGUCAGAUUACUCAAGUUUAUGGGUUCUAUGAUGAAUGCCUACGGAAGUAUGGCAAUGCCAACGUUUGGAAGAUCUUUACAGAUUUGUUUGACUAUUUUCCACUGACAGCAUUGGUUGAAUCAGAGAUAUUUUGUCUCCAUGGUGGAUUAUCCCCUUCCAUUGAAACCCUUGACAACAUACGUAAUUUUGAUCGCGUUCAAGAAGUUCCCCAUGAGGGUCCCAUGUGUGAUCUUUUGUGGUCUGAUCCUGAUGACCGCUGUGGCUGGGGCAUCUCACCAAGAGGCGCGGGAUAUACUUUUGGCCAAGACAUAUCUGAACAAUUUAACCAUACGAACAACUUAAAGCUGAUUGCCAGAGCUCACCAGCUGGUUAUGGAAGGAUAUAACUGGGGUCAUGAACAAAAGGUGGUUACUAUAUUUAGUGCACCUAACUAUUGCUAUCGAUGUGGAAACAUGGCAUCCAUUUUGGAAGUUGACGACUGCAAGGGUCACACAUUCAUUCAGUUUGAGCCUGCUCCAAGGAGGGGAGAGCCAGAUGUGACCCGUAGGACGCCUGAUUACUUCCUAUGAUUCAAGUUGGAAGCAAGUCAUGAAUCACCCUGGCUAUUGCCUCCUAGCUGGUUUUUGUGUUGAGGGCUUUUUCAAAUUUAAGAUUAUAAUUGCAAUGGUGGUUGUUAGGCGGCGAAAAAAUCAGGCUUCCUUGAUUUGAUUGUUAGUAUUGAUGAUGCCCUGGUUCCACAAUAGGAAUCAGUGGAGCUGGGAAGCAAUUGCUGCAUAUGUACCAUUUCCAGCAAACAAUGUGGCAUCUUUCAUCCCAUUUUCUUGAAUUUUUUUCAUCUCUGUAGAAGGGAUGUUGAUCUGGGGAUAUGUAGAAGGACAAUGAUUUGACUUAC
Molecule: messenger RNA, 1503 nt
Organism: Hevea brasiliensis (rubber tree)
Lineage: Eukaryota; Viridiplantae; Streptophyta; Magnoliopsida; Malpighiales; Euphorbiaceae
Product: serine/threonine-protein phosphatase PP2A-2 catalytic subunit
Exons: 11
Coding region: 239-1180 (313 amino acids)
Biological process (GO): peptidyl-serine dephosphorylation; mitotic cell cycle
Cellular component (GO): cytosol
Molecular function (GO): protein serine/threonine phosphatase activity
Source: RefSeq, a predicted model, not a curated record